CUAAGCAUACUACUUUCGUGAUGCAGACCACCGUAAAUCGCUCAAACUGCUCCCGGUCGCUUGCACAUGGCUGCAAGCAGGCGCCACCAAAGCCACGCUCCCUUGCUAGACGCCAUGCUGCCAAAGUCAGCAACUCACAGUCCUCACCACAUGUCGAGCUCAGCGAGCAUGGCAGCUGGGUGUCACAAUCUCGACGUGCUGCGAUGCUCGGUGUGCUCGCGACGGGCGCAGCGAUGACUCUGUCGCUUCCGCGGGCGGCGCAAGCAGAUGACUUCGUAACUCUCCCUUCCGGCAUCAAGGUGCUGACUAUCAGGGAGGGCGAGGGUGCUACGCCGCAGCCGGGUGACACCGUGGAGGUGCACUGGGCGGGCUUCACCAAGGGCUACCAGGGCAAGGUAAUUGAUCAUCGGCUGCAGUCGUACCCGGAGCGGCGGGCGCAUCGCAUUGACAACACCAGUGUACGGGAUGAGCCCUACGAGUUUAAGCUGGGCAGCGGGCAGGCCAUCAAGGCGUUUGAGAUCGCUGUGUCAAAUAUGAAGGCCGGAGGCAUUGUGCGUGUGGAGGUGCCUGGUGAGCUGCCCGACCUGGCCUACCCGCUGGACCGCAGCCAGCGCUUCACGGGCGAGCUCAUCAGCCAGGACCUCAAGAUCUACAAGUACAGGUACGGCCCUCAGCCCGCGGAGCUGGGAGGUCAGCGCGCCCUAGACUUUGUGCUGGACAACACAACCCUGCGCCCUUUCAACCGCACCUUGCUGUUCGACAUAAAGCUGCUGGCCGUGCGCAAGCAGCGGUGAUUGGGCGGGGCUUCUUAUGGCUUAAAGGUUAGGUAGGUUGAGGCCUGCCACUGACGGGCCAGAUGUGAUGAGGAUAAGGACACGAUGGCGCAGUGAUUGGGGUUGACUAAAAUGCGUGGUGGCUGCUUGGCUGCUCGUGGAAGCAGCGCAUGCAGCGAGAACUGCGAAGGUGGAGUGGGCGGGAAGGCGUGAGGAGGGUUGCAUGUGGUGGAUGGCGCGCACGUGCGGGGCUGGCUGCAGGCCUUGAUGUAAACCGCCGCCACUGGGGCGUGCGUGCGUGCUCACCACUGUGCGUGAGCAUGGAUGGUCACAAGAUAUGUUCCUUGAUUGGGAUGUUGGUUGCAAUGGAACCUGAUGGAACUCAGGCUUGCAUGCAUGUCAGUCAGGGAUGCGCGAUGCUGCACAUGGCGUGAACUGAGGAAGCCAACAGGGUUUUAUGUUGCCAUGGGGCAAAAGGCCAACAGCAUGUACAAUUGAUGAAAUGCGGCAGGUGCCUCA
Chlamydomonas reinhardtii is the source of this 1292-nucleotide messenger RNA. RefSeq lists its product as uncharacterized. NCBI's taxonomy places the organism in Eukaryota, Viridiplantae, Chlorophyta, Chlorophyceae, Chlamydomonadales, Chlamydomonadaceae. Gene Ontology annotation, molecular function: peptidyl-prolyl cis-trans isomerase activity. The coding region runs from base 234 to 794 and encodes 186 amino acids. The record is from RefSeq and is a predicted model, not a curated record. Gene Ontology annotation, cellular component: thylakoid; chloroplast. The transcript has 8 exons.